Messenger RNA from Moneuplotes crassus, 2097 nucleotides. NCBI's taxonomy places the organism in Eukaryota, Ciliophora, Spirotrichea, Euplotida, Euplotidae. The record is from the annotation of a GenBank genome assembly.
GUAACUUAAUAAGCUUCCCAAGAGCUAUAGAAAGAUGAUUCUAAUUAUAGCAAACAUCCAAAUUACAAACUCAGAGUCUGUUGCAGCCUCAGAAACCAAGACUUCUUUUAAAAGAACCUUGCUAGAUAGCAUUAUGAAGAGACUUCAUGAGAAUGGUGUCAUGAAACUCCUCAAAAACAGCGAUGAGAAUAGACUUAGACAAAUGGACAGGAAUAAAUUCAUCAAUAUAGAUGGGACAAAGUUCAAUGCAUUUGAAGUUAAUAAUUUUACAGAAAACAUAGGGAUGGAUCCCAAGAUAGAUAUCAAUAAAUAUGGUUGGUUCAUCAAAAUCGCUCUAAAAUUUCCUCUCCCUGACCCUUGGAUCAGGGAGAAGGAUGCUGAAGGAGGCGUUAUUUAUUGUAACAAACAGACUGAAGAUAUCACGAUUCAUCAUCCCCAGGAGAGGUUGUUUCGGAAAAACUUCAGCAAGGAUUUUGAAGCUGAAUAUGGAUGGCAAGAAUUGAAAUGAAUUUCAGAAGACAGUCAUUGAAAACUUGACGGAGGAGACCGGAUCCUUGAUAAAUAUGCUAAUAAAUAAGAACAAAUCACAUAAAAGGUUCUCCAAAGUUAGAGAUUACCUUGAGAAGAACAAGAACUUAUGAAUGAAAGAGAGACAGAAAAACACUUCCGAGAAUAUUCUUUCAACAACGAGAAGGAUUAAAUAAAAUGGUAAAAAGAAUAAUUCCUGGUGAUGAGGAGAUCCAGAGCCAAGCUGAAGACCUCCCUGAAAAUCUUGAAGCACAAAAUGAUGAUAUACAUCAAUACCAAGGAAAUGCACCUUCGGAUCGAGAAUUGCUGCUCAUAGCCAGCCAGCUAGAGAUUGGCCCUGAAAAUGUAUUCCUACUCCAAAAAGUCAUGGAUAUUGUUACAGAUAUUAAGUUUGAGUACUCAGAAUGGAAGUUUAGACAAAUUAACGACCAGAUGUACUGGGCUUGAGUAAGACGAUCUCCAUCAUUAUUAAUAGGACAAUAUUACCACAAUAAUGCUACCAAGAGAGCAAAGUCUACAGUACAUGGAAGAGAUUAUGAAGGAGUUAUCAAAAUUACAUCAGAGAGUAGAUCAAUAUCUGAUACCUUUAAAGAAAGUGAAGAGUCUUACUCCUCUGAAGAUUUAUCUGAGGAGAUCGCUCAACUCAGAGAAGAAAUUGCCAAAAGAGAUCCUAGCACUAAGAAAGUGCCCAGAACCUCAAGAAGAAUCAUGAGAGAAACAGAUCACAAAAGUAUCCAGAGAGGAGUUGAUGGAAUAUGUAUUCUGAAGAACAACAAGAAGUUUAUCCAGAAUAACAGAAUUACUGAAAUCAUUACUAAUAAAAGUAGCCAAAAUAGCCAAAGAAGGAGAAAAUCAGGCUCAGAUCGACCAAUGUUGAAACGUCAGCAAACCAUUGGCUCAAAAACAGCGGAAAGCAAGUUCUUUAAGUCAAGAUUUGCCGAUGUUGAUCUACGAAAGCAAGCUUUGAACAAGAUCCGAAACAAACGGGCAACUCAGGUGUUGAAAGCUGAGAACUUCUUAAAGAUCCCCAAAUUUUCGGGUGAGGAUUCUUCGGUAACAUCGAUUAUUGAGACUAACUCUAAGAGUAACUUCUCAACAUCGCAAGGGAAGAUGACUAAUCCAGUGACUGCGCAUUCACGAAGAGCUUCAAAGCGGAUAACCAUGCCGAUGACUCCAAGACUAAGGCUAAACAUUAGUCAGGCCAAGCUAAUGGGGAUAUUGUCAGCCCACAAACUUUCUCUGGACAACUUUAAGUAUAUCCUAGAUAAGGUUUCCCACUCUGAGGCUGUCGACAUGUUAAGGGUAAUCACUAACCCAAAAUCUGCAAAAGAAGAUCUUAAUGAGAAGGGAUUCGACAUCACGAAGGAAUUCAGGAAGGUCUAUGAAGAGUUCAAACAAAUCAAAAAGAAUGACAGAACCCAGAGCUAUGGUGAUAAUGACACUGCUGCGAAAGAUAGAGUUAAGAAACCAAUGAAUAUGAAUAAAUUGUUGAGGAUGAGAGGAGGAGUGAGACAGAAUAGCUUGCUAGAUACAAAGUUCAAGUCUUGUUUUACUAUCACUCAGCUUUAG